Entelurus aequoreus (snake pipefish) is the source of this 2959-nucleotide messenger RNA. RefSeq names its product DNA topoisomerase III beta (gene top3b). The transcript has 18 exons. Gene Ontology annotation, cellular component: nucleus. Gene Ontology annotation, molecular function: DNA topoisomerase type I (single strand cut, ATP-independent) activity; DNA binding. NCBI's taxonomy places the organism in Eukaryota, Metazoa, Chordata, Actinopteri, Syngnathiformes, Syngnathidae. Gene Ontology annotation, biological process: DNA topological change. The coding region runs from base 75 to 2645 and encodes 856 amino acids. The record is from RefSeq and is a predicted model, not a curated record.
GAAGGGGAAAACAACGAAUGCCAUAUCCGGUUUGUACGUUUUUGAGUUAUUGAAUAUCUGCAAAGGACUACAAAAUGAGGACAAUCAUGAUGGUUGCAGAAAAACCUUCCCUGGCUCAGGCAAUUUCCAAGAUUCUUUCCAAAGGAAGUUGCACAAGCCGAAAGGGGCUCAAUGGAUCGUGCUGGGUCCAUGAAUACAACGGUGUCUUCCAUGGACAAACUGCACGCUUUAAGAUGACUUCAGUUUGUGGACAUGUGAUGAGUUUGGAUUUCAUUGGUAAAUACAACAACUGGGAUCAGGUGGACCCAGCAGAACUCUUCAGCAAAGCGCCGACAGAAAAAAAGGAGGUCAACCCUAAACUCAGCAUGGUGAAAUUCCUGCAAGUUGAAGCCAGAGGAUGUGACUUCUUGGUGUUAUGGUUGGACUGUGAUAAAGAAGGCGAGAACAUCUGUUUUGAGGUUAUUGAUGCUGUACAACCUGUCAUGAAAGUGGGUGUCAGGGAGAGGACUAUUUACCGUGCCAGAUUCAGCUCCAUUACUGAAACUGAUAUCUGGAAGGCUAUGAAUCAACUUGGAGAGCCAAACCACAAUGAAUCACUUUCCGUGGAUGCACGGCAGGAACUGGAUCUACGGAUUGGCUGCGCGUUUACUCGGUUCCAAACCAAAUAUUUCCAGGGAAAAUAUGGAAAUCUGGACUCUUCUUUGAUAUCAUUUGGACCUUGCCAGACCCCAACUCUUGGGUUUUGUGUGGAACGUCAUGAUAAAAUCCAGUCCUUCAAACCAGAGAACUACUGGGUUAUACAUGUAAAGGUAUUUAGGGUGAAGGAAAACCCACUGACCCUUGAUUGGAACAGAGUUAAAGUCUUUGACAAAGAUGUGGGCCAGAUGUUUGUCAACCUGACCAAGACAUCCAAGGAAGCCCAGGUUGAGUCGGUGACCAAGAAGGAGAAGAGUAAGCAGAGACCCCAGGCUUUAAACACAGUAGAGAUGUUGAGAGUGGCAAGUUCUGCCUUGGGUAUAGGUCCUCAGUAUACUAUGCAGAUUGCUGAGCGCUUAUACACACAGGGAUUCAUAAGCUAUCCUCGAACUGAAACAUCCCACUAUCCAGAAAGCUUUGACCUGAAGGGAACACUGAAGCAGCAGACCAACUGUCCUUUUUGGUCAGAGGAGGUGAAAACUCUCCUUUCAAACGGAAUAAAUCAUCCCAGGAAAGGAGUUGAUGCUGGGGACCAUCCACCUAUUACCCCCACUCGUGCAGCCUCAGAAGAAGAACUGGGAAGUGAUGGCUGGCGGCUAUAUGAGUACAUAACAAGACAUUUCAUUGCCACUGUCAGUCAGGACUGCAAAUACCUACAGACAACCAUUACCUUCAACAUUGGCACUGAAACGUUCACAUGUAGUGGCAAAACCCCAAUAUCAUCAGGUUACACAGCUGUGAUGCCAUGGCAGGGUAUCCCUCUCGAAGAAGCCCUACCUGUCUGUCAAAAGGGAGACAUGUUUACAGUAGAUGAGAUUAAGCUGGUGGAAAAGCAGACAAUCCCUCCAGACUUCUUGACUGAGGCUGAACUUAUCACUCUAAUGGAGAAACAUGGCGUUGGCACUGAUGCUAGCAUCCCUGUCCACAUUAACAACAUCUGCCAAAGGAACUAUGUGACAGUAGAGAAUGGACGCAAGUUAAAGCCAACCAACCUGGGCAUAGUCCUUGUGCACGGCUACUACAAGAUUGAUGCAGAACUGGUACUCCCCACCAUCCGCAGUGCUGUUGAAAAGCAACUUAAUUUAAUUGCACUAGGAAAGGCCAACUUCCAGCAAGUACUCCAGCAUACAUUGGACAUUUUCAAGAGGAAGUUUCACUAUUUUGUGGACUGUGUCUCUGGUAUGGAUCAAUUGAUGGAAGUCUCUUUUUCGCCAAUUGCUGCUGCAGGAAAACCAUUAUCUCGUUGUGGCAAGUGCCACCGGUUCAUGAAAUUAAUACAGGCCAAACCUAGUCGACUCCACUGCUCCCACUGUGAUGAAACAUAUAGUCUUCCCCAGAAUGGAGCCAUCAAGUUGUACAAGGAGCUUCGCUGUCCACUGGAUGACUUUGAGCUAGUGCUUUGGACCUCUGGGGCCCGAGGCAAAAGUUAUCCAUUGUGCCCCUACUGUUUCAGCAAACCGCCUUUCAGGGACAUGAGAAAAAAUGUAGGAUGCAAUGAAUGUACCCAUCCUUCCUGCCUGCACUCUCUCAAUGCUUUGGGUAUUGGACAGUGUGUGGAGUGUGACAGUGGAGUUUUGGUACUGGAUCCAACCUCUGGGCCGAAAUGGAAGAUGUCCUGUAAUAGGUGCAAUGUAGUUGUUAAUUUCUUUGAAAAUGCACAUCGCGUACAGGUUGCUGAAGAUGUUUGCAAUGCAUGUGAUGCUUCCCUGGUAAUGGUAGACUUCAGUAAGGCCUGCAACCCACUUCCUUCGGAUGAGACCCAACACACCGGCUGUAUUUUUUGUGAUCCAAUCUUCCAAGAUCUUGUAGAAAUUAAACAUGCUACUAUGAGGCACCCAAUGCACCGAGGUAAAGGUGCAAGAAGAGGACGCGGGCGAGGAAGGGGACGCCGUGGACCCCCUAGAAAACCCAAAGACAAAAUGGAUGAAUUGGCAGCAUACUUUGUAUAGUAUAUUACUUUUGCGGAGCUCUCUAUUUGCUAUGGCUCUUAGUACACAUUCUAUACUGUAAGUCCAUGUUAUACAGUAUAUUUUGAUGAAUGUUUUUUGUUUGGUUAGUUAAUUAUAUAGUUCAGUAUUUCUCUGUUUUGUUUUGUUAUCUGUACGUUCUUGUGUACUGCCAUUGUCAGGUCAUUGCAACAUGAACAUGCAGACAUGUCAAUGAUCCAAUUAAAUAGAACAAGCGUCAUUAAUCUUCAGCUGUCAGAGUCCAUGUUAUAUAUGCUGUAUAAUAAAUUUGAUGUAAAUGGUACAUUGGGGUAAAU